AUGUAAGACUUUUAUCAACUCAAACUUUAAACACAAUCUCACUUCACAAAUCCAAAUACUCCUCAUCAUAUCAAAACAAGGUAUCAAUUUUAUUUAUAUAACAAUAGACCUUUACCAAGUCCUUAAUCAGAAGAAAUUGAAACAUUUAGUUUAAAUGAUUCUUGGGACAGCAACAUUUCUCCCACAAAUAAAAAGACAUUUAAAGUCGAUAAACCCAUAUUAGUUAUCUAGUAUUUGGAUUACAAAUUAAGUGACUAAUUUUGA
This is a messenger RNA of Paramecium pentaurelia, 264 nucleotides long. The record is from the annotation of a GenBank genome assembly. NCBI's taxonomy places the organism in Eukaryota, Ciliophora, Oligohymenophorea, Peniculida, Parameciidae.